Molecule: messenger RNA, 1944 nt
Organism: Stereum hirsutum FP-91666 SS1
Lineage: Eukaryota; Fungi; Basidiomycota; Agaricomycetes; Russulales; Stereaceae
Exons: 4
Coding region: 1-1944 (647 amino acids)
Biological process (GO): proteolysis
Molecular function (GO): cysteine-type endopeptidase activity
Source: RefSeq, a predicted model, not a curated record
AUGUUCGCCUUGAUAGUCGGCAUUGACUCAUAUCGGUCCGAUCAGAUCCCCAACCUGACUGGAGCCGUCGCGGAUGCCUUAGCCGUUUGCAGCUCCAUAUCUAGUUAUGCGCAACUGCAUUUCUCUGCGUUCCAUACAGCAGUCCUCUUAAAUGAGCAGGCGACCAAAGCCACCAUCAUCCGCGAGCUUCAGAGUUUGAAAACGAACGAGCGUAUUCAGCGCGAUGAUCCCAUACUGAUAUACUUUGCUGGUUAUGGGUCCUCAUUUGCUGCUCCAAGACUUCGAAGUAGCUCGCCCUCCAGAGAUGGUCACGGCCCGGAGAAAAUUAAAACCUUCGUUCCUCAUGACUGCGACGAGACCGUCAGCGCGAUAUCGGAUCGAACGAUAGUGGCUUAUUUGGACGAUCUAGCUAAUAUCAAGGGUGAUAAUAUUACACUUAUAGCGGACUGCUCUCAUUCGAAACCCGAUCCUCGCCAUGCUGAAAACAUGCCUAGUCUUCGCACACGCUUCGUGGAGCUCCAGACUUCCUUCAUGUUCUCGGACAUUGACGCCCAUGUGUCACCAAGACCGCCCUCACACGACCGCUCCAUGUCUAGCCAUCAAACCUCGCAUGUUUUUCUUUCCGCUUGCGGAGGGGACGAAUCUGCGUAUGAAGUGAAUGGAAGAGGUGUUUUCACACGUGCUUUACUGAAGGUUCUCGAGUCUGCGGCAAGUGAGCGCGUUAGUUGCGAGGAGCUCGUGAAGAAGCUCGCUAUUCUUCCAUCGCAGAGCCCACGAUGCGAGGGCAAUCAUCGCGACCGACUUCUUUUCACCACGGAAUCGGCGGGAACUCCUAGCGAUGAAAAUGCAAAUUUCCUUUCGUCAUUUGUUAUUCUUCGGCGACCCACACUGCCUAUAGUCCGUGAUAACGCUACAUUAUCAGCCGCGACAUCUCUGCCCACGAGCAGAGAGUAUAUUGUCCGGAUCAGCAUCGAAGUUGACCACCAGCUAGGCAAUGUGGUCCAACCUCUCAUGGACAGGCUCAUCGCAGAUGGUUUUGAUACCAAUACACUUGUAUCUGCUGCACCAAAGGACUCCACGGAACCACUAGAUGCUCGUCUUCAAAUAUCCGUGGUGAACGGCGUCGCUGUAUUUGACCACUUCACAACACACCCUCUCGACCAUAACUCCCUACCCAGCAGUUCAGUACUUCCGACCAGGCUCCCCUUCACUGCCAGGCCCGAUAUCGAUUUUCUCUCUCCAGUAAUCCUGGCGGCCGUACGGUGGUAUUGUCACCUCCGAUGUCAACCUUCGAAGCACAUAUUGUGCGACGACGGUAAGGUGACGAUUGAUUUUACGGAGCUCGCAGUCGUGUAUGAUGACAUGGAGAUGCCGGACCAUCUCGUUCCUUCGGGGCCGAACCUUGUAUCGACUGGUCCCCAACUUGGAAAUGUAGUCGAUUUGGUGGUGGACAGUAGCAAGUUGUAUGGGCAGACUAUCAGAAGUUCUCAUCCUCAUGCGCUCUAUCCCUACCUGUUCUACUUUGGAAGUGGUGAUUUUAGCGUUGUCCAGAACCUUUCUCUGAUACCGUUUCUCUCCCCCUACUCGGAUACCGCAUUACCGACUGUUUCAGUCCCAUGCUAUCUUGUGCCGAACUCCAACUCAAGAAAUAUCGCGAAUGCCCCCCUAUCCGCAGACAGUCCUGCUCUGGGAGUAGGCUAUGGCUCGGACGACGCAGUGCCCUAUAGCUAUUUUCUCCCAGACGGAAAGGACAUCGAUGUAGGGUAUCUUAAGCUAUUCUUAACGACAACAUGGUUCGACAUGGCCUGGAUUUCACAAGGAUAUCCUUUUCCGGAGCUAAAACAGGACGAUGAAAGGAAAAGAGUGGAGAUGCUUAGUUGCAAUGUUUGUGACGAGGUCACCGUUGCUGUGGUGCAGAGGAGGUUCAAUUCUGCUAAACAGUAG